This is a messenger RNA of Vicia villosa (hairy vetch), 2402 nucleotides long. Its product is annotated as zinc finger protein CONSTANS-LIKE 12-like. Gene Ontology annotation, cellular component: nucleus. The record is from RefSeq and is a predicted model, not a curated record. The transcript has 4 exons. Gene Ontology annotation, molecular function: protein binding. Gene Ontology annotation, biological process: regulation of flower development. Lineage: Eukaryota; Viridiplantae; Streptophyta; Magnoliopsida; Fabales; Fabaceae. The coding region runs from base 1321 to 2037 and encodes 238 amino acids.
UCCAAUUUCUUACAUUUUUUAUUUUUUAUUUUUAAUCUUUUGAUCUUGCUUCUUACUCUUUCUAUACUCCUUUGAGCUGCAUUUUCUUGAUGAAUUUUCACUAAGAUGUAGAAAACUGAAAUUUUGUAUCUUUCUUUUUUGUUUAAUUCCAUGUUCUUAUUUUCCUAAUAGUUUUCUAAUAAAACAUAAUUGUUCAACUAAAUAUAACCAUAUUUGUACUUAAUUUUCAUUUUCCUAAAUUUAGAAACUUUUUUCAUCUCAAAUUCUAUAUAUAUUGAGUUAUAUUUAAAUUAAUCAUGAUCAUUUUUAAGGUUAAGUUUAAUUACUCUAAAUUUUCAAUUCUCACAUCAUGAACUUGUUGAUUGAAAAUAUCAAGCUUGAGAAAAACAAAAUUAAAAAUUAAUUAUGAGUUAUUCAGAAUGUUUCCACAUAUAUAUUCAUAGCACAAGUGGAAACAGCUAGAGUUAGCUUUAAGUGCUGGAUCUGGAAAAGUGUUACAAAAGGAAAAAUAAAAGUGAUUAAGAUGGAAAGUGUUUUUCUUGUGAUACUUCCGUGUUCUUUCAUUUUUCUUCCAUUUUUCUAUUGAUUGAUUUAUAUUAAUAUUAUGGUUUUCAAGUGUGAAUGAUUCUUAGUGGAGUGUUUGUCUUUUUCUUCCCCACUAAGGGGAGGUUUAUUGAAGAAGAAAAAGUCAUUUUAUUCCUUUUUUUUUUUCUUUUUUAUUAUGGAAAAAAGUUUGGAGGAAAAGGACUUGUGAAUGCUUAAGUUAAUAAUUUCUUUUUGGUCUUUUGUGUUGCACUAAAUACAUGGUUGCAAAAGAGGAAUUCAUGCUAUUUUGCUUCUGUUUUUGUUGUUUAACAAUAAUAGAUAAAAGUGUUAGUGGGUUUGUUUUCAUGUUAGUGUUGUUUGGUCUUUUGGUCACUCAAUUUGGAACAAUUCUAAAGACAUGAAGUAACUUAAGAUCUUUUGAUCGACUUAGAUAAUUAGAUUCUCUGCCACCUGUGCAGUCUCUCUGGCCGUACUUUGAAGUUGGAUUAAUUUAACGGCUGAUGGUGUUAUAUCUCAGCUGUUACAUUAAUCCAAUUUAAGAGGUGCGACUGGAGAGACUUCACAGAUGUAUGGCAGAGGAUUUGGAUUAUAUUUUGAUACUUGUUUCUGUGUAGCCUCUCUGGUCACACCUUGAAGUUGGAUUAAUGUUUGAUUGUAGUUUCAAUGUUUCAGCCAUCAACACUUAGUGGGCUCUUUCAAAGUCGGCUUUUUUCGGUGAAGCAUGGGCUUUGAAUUUGCAAUCAUGCGAAGAGUGACCUUGUUCAAUCAUCUGCAAUGUCGGAAUUUGAUUUAUUUGUAGAGGGAGAUCUGUUCAAAGCGCCUGAGACGAUUAUGGAAGAACCGGAGAUGGACCUUGAUCCUAUGCAAGCCAUGUCAAUGAUAUCUUGUGGCGAAGAUAUGUCGUCUCAGGGUCUAAAAUCUUCUGAUAUUGAAAAUGUACUUCAAAAUGAACAGCUUUUAAGUGAGGUAUACUAUGAGUGCAAAAAAGAUCUCUUGGAAAAGGCAAAUAUAGAGUCACCUCUAUCUGAAAUUCUCGAAAUCAAGAUUCCUGCUCUGAACAUCGAGGAGAAUUCGGUUCAAGAAAACAAACCGAUUCCUGAUGUACUAUUACCAAAGAGUGUUAGUUCGGGAAGUUUGAGUUCAAUGGAUUGGAUGCAUGGAGCUGCGAUGAAGCCUGCUUUCCUUGAUUUCCCUGGAAUCGAUUUCAAUGCGGUUUAUGGCAUGCGGAGGGCGUUUAGUGAAGGUGAUAUAAAGACUCUUGGAAACGGUAACAUGAGUGUUGGCCAAUCUACUCUCGAGAGGCCUUUUCUUCACACCAACUGUACGAGUGAGCAACGCCAAGAAAAACUCUCUAGAUAUAGGAAUAAGAAGACAAGGAGAAACUUUGGGAGGAAAAUAAAGUAUGCUUGCAGGAAGGCACUUGCUGACAGUCAACCAAGAAUCCGUGGAAGAUUCGCGAAAACGGAGGAACUAGAUGUCAAGAGGCAAUGACUCUUUAACUGAACUAGUUGGAAAAAAACAAAACAAAACAAAAAAAGAGAAAUCAAGUUGAUGCAUCAGAUCAAGAAUCAUGGUUGGAAAAGCUAGGAAGUGCUGUGUGAUUGGAAAUUAUGAACCUGAUGAACUUCUGUAACUUGAGCAGGUAUCUUGGAAUAAGAUAAACCUCAAACUCUCUCCUAAGUAGUUUGCCUUAUGUAUCUGCUGUAGUAGUAUUCUCUUUGUAGAUGGAUAUGACCUUCUAGAUAUGUACAUAGGUUUGAGGAAUAAAAUAAAAGAUAAGGUUGUAUCUGUAAACUUGUUUAAUUGUAGUAUCAUGUUAAAUAAUGAUGUUGAGAAUUUAGAAUUAUUUCUAACAA